This is a messenger RNA of Sphaeramia orbicularis (orbiculate cardinalfish), 1587 nucleotides long. RefSeq names its product E3 ubiquitin-protein ligase RING2-like. Gene Ontology annotation, molecular function: ubiquitin protein ligase activity; chromatin binding. The record is from RefSeq and is a predicted model, not a curated record. NCBI's taxonomy places the organism in Eukaryota, Metazoa, Chordata, Actinopteri, Kurtiformes, Apogonidae. Gene Ontology annotation, cellular component: PcG protein complex; ubiquitin ligase complex.
CCUCAACGCGCUGGCUGGAUCGGCUCGUAUCCACAACUGAAAAUUUAUUUCCAGAGCAGCAUCAACAUUUUGGUGGUGUAGAACCAAGAGUCAUGUACAUCAGCAGCGGGAGUGUUGCAGUGAUGACCCAGACAGUUCAGACUAAUGGGGUUCAACCCCUCAGUAAGACCUGGGAGCUGAGCCUCUACGAGUUACAGAGAACUCCUCAGGAGGCUAUAACAGAUGGGCUGGAGAUAGCAGUGUCACCCAGGUCCUUGCACAGUGAACUAAUGUGUCCUAUCUGUCUGGACAUGUUGAAGAACACAAUGACAACCAAAGAAUGUCUGCACCGUUUCUGCGCUGAUUGUAUCAUCACAGCUUUGAGAUCUGGUAACAAAGAGUGUCCAACCUGUCGUAAGAAGCUGGUGUCAAAGAGGUCACUGCGUCCAGACCCAAAUUUUGAUGCUCUGAUUAGUAAGAUUUAUCCCAGCCGUGACGAGUAUGAAGCCCACCAGGAGAGAGUGUUGGCGCGCAAACACAACAACCAGCAAGCCCUUUCCCACAGCAUAGAAGAGGUGAAGAUACAGGCCAUGACCAGACUUCAGCGCGGUAAGAGACACACGGUGGAGAAUGGAAGUGGAGCUGAGGACAAUGGAGACUCGUCCCACUGUAGCAACGCAUCUGUUCACAGCAACCAGGAGGCAGGUCCAAGCAUCAAGCGCACCAAGACGAGCGAUGACAGCGGUUUGGACAUGGACAAUGCUGCUGAGAACGGGGGGGGACUCUGUGAUUGAGGGGGAGCCAGUGAAAUAGAGCUGGUUUUCAGGCCACAUCCCACCUGAUGGAGAAAGAUGACGGCCAUAACAGGUAGUGUGGAGUUUGUCCCUCGCUACAUCAAGACAUCUGGUAACGCCACCGUGGAUCACCUGUCCAAAUACCUGGCCGUGCGACUAGCUUUGGAGGAGCUCAGAAGAAACGCUGAGGCCAGUCCUGUUAAUGUGGAGGCAGCUUCAGAGAAACAAUACACCAUCUAUAUACCAACUGCUGGAAACCAGUUCACUGUUCUCAAUGGUUCUUUCUCCCUGGAGCUUGUCAGUGAAAAGUACUGGAAGGUGAACAAACCCAUGGAGCUCUACUUUGCCCCUACGAAAGAACACAAGUAGAAGCACGCCAGUCUAUACACAUGCAUACAUGCAAACACACAUACACACUCACCAGUAUGAGGUAAACAGAUGGACUUGGCUACACCUGUGCACACACGAAGUAAGAGGAGGAGGAGGUGGAAAUGUGUCUGAAGGAGACGAGGGGCUUUGGUGAAACCCUCAAAAGGACUCUUGUAAAAAGGAAAAAAAACUCCUGUUUUAUAUUCUCUGUAUCUUUCUCCGUGUCUCUUCCUAUCUUUGUCUGUAGAAGGUAGCAGGUCAGUACAGCAGCCAGCAGGUACAAGUAAGAUGGAAUGGACUGCUUCAUGUGUACAACAGUGGCUGUAGGCUCUGUCCUACUCUGAAAACCAGGGUCCAUUCACAGACUGAGCUAGCACUGUGCUGUUUCCAUGUGAGAACAAUGUAUUUGCCUGUAUUUGUAUUCAGUAAAGGCCCCUUUAAACUG